This is a messenger RNA of Panthera uncia (snow leopard), 951 nucleotides long. It is a transcript of the gene GIP, whose product is annotated as gastric inhibitory polypeptide. The transcript has 4 exons. Bases 139 to 669 code for a protein of 176 amino acids. Lineage: Eukaryota; Metazoa; Chordata; Mammalia; Carnivora; Felidae. Gene Ontology annotation, biological process: response to starvation; regulation of fatty acid biosynthetic process; regulation of insulin secretion. The record is from RefSeq and is a predicted model, not a curated record. Gene Ontology annotation, molecular function: hormone activity; glucagon receptor binding. Gene Ontology annotation, cellular component: extracellular region.
GUCCCCAGCUUUCAGAACCCGCACAACGCUCUGAGGCGUCAGCGGGACGCGGCCGGCCACACCGGCUGUCCCUGAGCACGGUGCUUCCCUCAUCCCGGUCCCCUUUUGUCUCUUCGCUCAGGAAAUAACCCUUGGAAGAUGGGAGCCACGAAGAUCUUCAAUCUGCUGCUGGGGUCCCUGCUCCUGGCCGCGGUGCUGGCAGAGAAAGGGGAGGGUCACUCCAGACUCCACACUAGGGUCAGUGGCUCCCGACCUCGAGGCCCCAGGUACGCCGAGGGGACUUUCAUCAGUGACUACAGCAUCGCUAUGGACAAGAUCCGCCAACAAGACUUUGUGAACUGGCUGCUGGCCCAGAAGGGGAAGAAGAAUGACUGGAAGCACAACAUCACCCAGAGGGAGGCCGGGGCCCUGGAGCUGGCCCAUCAAUCUAACAGGAAGGAGGGGGCGGCGAGGGAGCAGCAGGGCUCCCUACCCAAGAACCCCAGUGAUGAAGAUCUGCUAAAGGUUUUACUGAUUCGAGAGCUGCUGGCUUGGAUGGCGGACCAGAUGGAAAUCUGCAGGUUCAGGUGGGGGCGGCGGUCGGCGGCUUUGGGCAUCCUACACAGCGCUCAUAAGCUUGGGCUUCGGGGCCACACAUGGGUUCAGAUCGUCACCCCAGCAAACCCAUAAGCCUCUCUGAACCUCCGUGUUUUCACGAAAAUCAAGGCUUAUUCAGACCACUCCAUGGGACUGUUGUCAGGUUUAAGCGAGAUAAUCCAGGGAGAGAGCCGAGAGCAACCUGUGAGGAAUAGGAGUUCAGUGAUGUUGGCGGCUAUUAUCCGUUCUUGAACUUCUGUCUCCACUGCGUCCAGGUGACAGGCUGCGCUCACCUCCCCGCCCACCCCAUCCUAUUCUCGGCUUUCCCACCGUACCCUUGUCCCAUGGCCCCUUCCCAGUGACGGCGCUGGUAGA